Molecule: messenger RNA, 2566 nt
Organism: Nyctereutes procyonoides (raccoon dog)
Lineage: Eukaryota; Metazoa; Chordata; Mammalia; Carnivora; Canidae
Gene: BTBD18
Product: BTB domain containing 18
Exons: 2
Coding region: 380-2566 (728 amino acids)
Biological process (GO): positive regulation of transcription elongation by RNA polymerase II
Molecular function (GO): protein binding
Source: RefSeq, a predicted model, not a curated record
UUGACUCACUUAAUCUUUAAAACAGCCCUACCAGGUAAGUACUGUUAUCGUUACUAUUUCAUAGGUGAGAAAAGCAAGACUCAGAAAAGAUAGGUCAUUUGCCUGAAAUUAUACAGCUAAGCUAAUAGCAGAGCGGAGAUUCAAAUCUACACUUGCUUCUGAGCUCCCACAUGGAACCACUAUGAUGUUCUUUCUUGAGAGACCCUUGGCAUACUUUCUGGACUUAGGUAACUCACCUCGUGGCUAUUCUCUGAUCUCACAAGAUUUUCCUAUCAUUUCAAAGACGAAAAACAAAUUAGGUACAGUAAUUCUUCUGAAAUAUACUUUCUCAUCAACAGGAAUCUGAUCUGUGAAAACCUAGAAGGUUUAAGAGACUAACAUGUGCUCUCCUGCAAGUUCCAAAAUCCUAUACAGGAACCCCCGGUUUCUCCGGUUAGCUUUUCUGCAGCUUCAUCACCAGCAACAGACUGGUGUGUUCUGUGAUGUCCUUCUGCAGGCAGAAGGUGAGGCAGUCCCAGCCCAUUGCUGCAUCCUGUCAGCCUGCAGCCCCUUCUUCACAGAGCGUCUGGAGCGGGAGAGGCCAGCUCAGGGUCGGAAGGUGGUGCUGGAGCUGGGGGGCUUGAAGAUCAGGACACUGAGGAAGCUGGUGGACUUCUUAUAUACCUCAGAGAUGGAAGUAUCUCGAGAAGAAGCCCAGGAUGUGCUUUCUGCUGCCCGUCAGCUCCGUGUAUCUGAGCUAGAAUCCCUUCAACUAGAGGGUGGGAAGUUGGUAAAGGCCCCCCAGGGCCGAAGACUGAACCGGGAGUGCUUACAGCCUCCAAGUGCUGCACCAAUCUCUGCCAGGGUGGUGGCAUCCAGCCGCCGACCUCGAACUCCACUCCCUGCGACCCAGACUCCUUGUCCUCUUGGGCCAGUGAGAUUAAAGUCCUCGGGGAAGGAGGAGGGGCCCUUGGAGAAAAGCAACAGACAGAAUGCAGAGAACUUGUCCGGCAAUCUUCUGCUCAAGAAGAAGGCCAGAGCUUGCCCAAUUCCACAAGAAAAGUGUUCUUCACCAUCAGGCCACAGCCAGGGACCAAAAGAGAGUAAGAGUGACCCUGCCCUUGCUCCUACGGCACUUUCCCCACCCAGUAUGUACCCCUCUGUGGAUGAGCGGCUAUUGCCCAGAAAGAUCAGACUGAGUCGCUCAAAGCCAUCUCCUGAUAUCUGUACAUCUAAGCCUUCCAGCAUGGUAAGCGGACCCAGCUCAGUACCCACAGUCCCUGGCCGGCGUCUUUGGCGGCAGAAGAGUAUAAAUAAAGUACCAGAAGACAAGGAGAAACCAGGGAGAGCUAGUCCUCUACAGAGCAUCCCAAGCCCAUCUGGUCUUGGAAAGACAGGUGGGAGCAAGAAGAGGAGCCCUGAAGUCAGGGCACCUAACUCAGACUCUGCAGAAGAGGGGCAGGUUGGAAGAGUGAAGCUUCGGAAGAUUGUCAAUGGAACAUGCUGGGAGGUGGUACAAGACCCUCCCCUCAAAAACUCUCAAGAUAGCCCUCAGAUCCCAGAAUCUCAAUACCCAGAAGAGCCUGCAAGUACUCAGCCAUCCUCACUUAAUGAGCUGGAAACAUCAUCUGCUAGGGUAGACCUGUGUCAGGACUCCCCCAUGUGCCCUAGGCUACAAGACAUUCUGUUAUCUGCUAGCCACUCCCCAGACCACCCAGUGGUGAAAUCCGAGUUUGGGUCCAGUCUAGAGCUGGUAGGGAAGGAACCUGGGCUGGAUAUUGACUGCCGAGAGCCCUAUGCAUUUGACACAGCCCUGCUGGGGCAGCCCUGCGAAGCUGAGGAGUACCGUAUCACAAGUGCUGCUGCCACCAGUGAGCUGGAGGAGAUCCUAGACUUCAUGCUGUGUGGCUCAGACAUUGAGCCACCCAUAGGGUCUCUGGAAAGUCCUGAAGCCGAGGGCUGCAGGACCCCUAGCUAUCACCUGACAGAAACAGGAAAGGACUGGAUUGAAGGGGAGGAAUGGUGUUUGCCAGACAUGGAACUCUGGCCCAGGGAGCUCUCAGGAUUGGAAAAAGAACCUGUUGAUGAGAACAAAGAGCCAAUUGAGCCCUUUAGCCCCCUUGUCAUGCACUCUGAGAACAAAGAGCCCAUCGAGUCCCUUAGCCCCCUUGUCUUACCCUCUGAGGUAAGUGAAGGGGAGGUACUUUCAGUAGGAGGCUCUUGGACUCCAGAUCUGGAAAUUACCAGCUCCCAACCACUGGAUGGUCAGAGAGAGAAGCUUCACAUGGACUCUCUUGACCUUCCCCAAAGGUCCUAUGAGGAUCUCUCACCUCCCUGUUCAAACUGGAUGGACACUAGGCCAGAAGUGUCCCUAAGUAUGGAUGAGGUAUUAUAUCCUGCUCCAGAAGCAGGCAAGGAGCUACUUGGCAACUCUGAAUUGUUGGACCCGCUUCCUGCCAGCUCCGAAGAGGAAGAGAUUGAUGUAGUGGACUGGACAUCAGAGGGGAGGCUGGUGCCCACUGGUAUUCCCUCUGUGUGGCCCGACCCCUCCUCAGAGUCAGACACAGAGGUAGACAUAUUAACGUAG